AUGUCCAAAGUGGAUCAAUACGAAGAUGCCGACUGUGUGUGUUCCUACGGCAUGAAAAUCACUUGGGACAUUAACGACCCCAAACUGCCUCAGGAUGUGAAGCAGUUUGACUCGUUCCAGGAAUGGACAGAUGGCUAUGUGCGAUACAUUUACUCUGCCGACGAUAAAAAUGCGCAGAGGCACCUGAGUGGCUGGGCUAUGAGGAACACUAAUAAUCACAACUGCCAGAUCCUGAAAAAGUCCUGCCUGGGAGUGCUGAUCUGCGCCAGAAACUGCACCCUACCUAAUGGCAGCAAAGUGCAGCUCAGACCGGCUAUCUGUGACAAGGCUCGCCAAAAGCAGCAGAAAAGAGUGUGUCCGAACUGUAACUCAGCAUUGGAACUGAUAUCCUGUCGAGGUCACAGUGGCUAUCCGGUCACAAACUUUUGGAGACUUGAUACCAAAGCCAUAUUUUUCCAGGCUAAAGGAGUACAUGAUCAUCCAAGACCAGAGAGUAAAUCAGAAACAGAGGCAAGAAGAAGUGCUGUUAAGAGACGAAUGUCCUCCCCACAUUUUGUACAUAAAAAGAGGCAUAUGGAAUCGGAGGCAAGUAGAUACCAUGACAGUGGUGGUCCCUUCAGCAGCCUCCACCACAUGCCUUGUAUGGAAGCUCCUGACAGAUUUGGCAUAAUAGCAGAAUCAAACUUCCCUAUUCCAUCACAUCAUUACUCACCCUUUCAAAAUGCAGAACCUUUCAAGCCUGCUUAUGAUCCCAGCGGCAAUUUUGUGGAAACAGCCUCCCCACUUCAGAAGGUCCCCAACCCAAGGAUCUAUGUACCUCGAGGCUCCUGUGGCUAUGAUUUUACUAUGCCUGGCUACAUGGGGUCCAACUCUUAUUCAGCUCUUUAUAAAGAUUCUAGUAAUAUACAAUCUGAAACUGACUCAGGAAAGAUGUGUAUGCAACUUAAUGGAUCCCAGCAUAGUAUGGGCAAUCUGAAUGUCCAUGACCGGAACUUUGAUGGGCCAAGCAAACAUCACGGUUGGAAGCAGAUAUUAAAAGGAGGAUAUGGAGACAGGAAUGAGUGUGGCCAUAUCACACCCAAUUCGAGUCAUUACUACAAUGGAGAAUACCCCUGCAGAUUAGGUGGCACUGGGUCCACUCCUCCAGCUCUGCAGACUAUCAUAACCACAACUACUAAAGUUUCCUAUCAAACUUAUAAACCUGUGACUAAGUUUGGUGACAAUAUUUGUGAUGCCAAAAAUCUUGCAAACUGUAAUCACUUGGCAGACACCAUAUCUCCUACCAUUUACCCUGAGGCAAAGUUCCAGGAAGAUAAUGGCAUGAUCAAAUCAGCCACAGCCUAUCAACAGGAAGUGCCCUCUAAAACAGAACGGGCUGAAGGAUUGGAGAGCUACAGAUAUGGAAGUUAUUCCACAAACUCCUACACUGACCGAUUAGCUCAUCCCUUCAGAUAUGAUACUGGAGAAUACUGA
Molecule: messenger RNA, 1473 nt
Organism: Carcharodon carcharias (great white shark)
Lineage: Eukaryota; Metazoa; Chordata; Chondrichthyes; Lamniformes; Lamnidae
Gene: gcm2
Product: glial cells missing transcription factor 2
Exons: 5
Coding region: 1-1473 (490 amino acids)
Biological process (GO): gliogenesis; regulation of transcription by RNA polymerase II
Cellular component (GO): nucleus
Molecular function (GO): DNA-binding transcription activator activity, RNA polymerase II-specific; RNA polymerase II cis-regulatory region sequence-specific DNA binding
Source: RefSeq, a predicted model, not a curated record